This is a messenger RNA of Capsella rubella, 1874 nucleotides long. Its product is annotated as pentatricopeptide repeat-containing protein At4g14170. The transcript has a single exon. Gene Ontology annotation, biological process: RNA modification. Gene Ontology annotation, molecular function: RNA binding; protein binding. NCBI's taxonomy places the organism in Eukaryota, Viridiplantae, Streptophyta, Magnoliopsida, Brassicales, Brassicaceae. Bases 28 to 1461 code for a protein of 477 amino acids. The record is from RefSeq and is a predicted model, not a curated record.
UCCUCGUUGCUCAAAUCAUCUUCCUCGAUGCACUUAUCGUCUUCCUCUUUCUGCUAUCCUCGUCCAGCGAAGAAUCUCUUGACAUUGUUCUUCACAGCUCGAGCUUUAUCAGGAACCACACAGAACCCUCCUGAUCUCUUCUCCCUUUUACAUCAUUCCCCAAACGCUAAGCAUCUACGCCAUCUCCACGCUCAUCUUCUUCGUACCUCACUCUACUCCAACGUUGUGCUCAGCUCUAAACUCGUUCUCGCUUACUCCAAGCUGAAUCGUCUCUUUCCUACUUCGCUUUCUGUCUUCUGGCACAUGCCUUGUCGCAACAUCUUCUCGUGGAAUAUAAUUAUCGGCGAGUUCUCAAGAUCGGGUUUUGCGUCGGUUUCGAUUGAUUUGUUUCUUCGUAUGUGGCGAGAAUCAUAUGUUAGGCCUGAUGAUUUUACGUUGCCUCUUGUUCUACGAGCUUGCUCUGCUUCACGGGAAGCGAAACUUGGGGAUUUGAUUCAUGUUUUGUGUUUGAAACUUGGGUUUAACGCAAGUUUAUUUGUUAGUUCGGCCUUAGUGAUUAUGUAUGUUGAUAUGGGGGAAAUUAUAAAUGCACGUAAGUUGUUCGACGAUAUGCCUCUUAGAGACUCUGUUCUCUAUACGGCUAUGUUUGGUGGGUAUGUUCAGCAAGGAGAAGCUCUCUUGGGUUUGGCCAUGUUCAGAGAAAUGACGUAUUCUGGAUUUGUGUUGGAUUCCGUGGUGAUGGUGAGUUUACUUAUGGCUUGUGGACAACUUGGGGCAUUGAAGCAUGGGAAGAGCGUCCAUGCAUGGAGUAUCCGAAGAUGCUCUUGCUUCGGCUUGAAUCUCGGCAAUGCCAUAAUAGAUAUGUAUGUAAAGUGUUCAAAACUGGACUAUGCACAAGAAGUAUUUGUAAACAUGCCGGAUCGAGAUGUGAUCUCUUGGAGCUCUCUUAUUUUGGGUUAUGGCUUGGACGGAGACGUCUUCAUGGCUAUUAAACUCUUUGACGAAAUGCUCCAGGAAAGAAUUAUACCAAAUGCUGUCACUUUUCUUGGUGUCUUAUCAGCUUGUGCCCAUGGCGGUCUUGUGGAAAAGUCUUGGCUGUAUCUCAGACUGAUGCAGGAAUAUAAAAUAGUUCCUGAGUUGAAACACUAUGCUAGUGUGGCGGAUUGUAUGUCUCGAGCAGGUCUUCUGGAGGAAGCAGAGAAGUUUCUGGAAGAUAUGCCUGUGGAACCUGACGAGGCUGUUAUGGGUGCUGUGUUGAGUGGGUGUAAGGUUUAUGGAAAUGUAGAAGUUGGAGAAAGAGUGGCGAGGAAGCUAAUUCAACUUGCGCCUGGAAAAGCUGGCUAUUAUGUAACGUUGGCCGGUAUAUAUUCAGCUACAGGUCGGUUUGAUGAAGCUGAGAGUCUGAGGCAGUGGAUGAAGGAGAAACAGAUUUCUAAGGCUCCCGGGUGUAGCUCAAUAUGAAAGAUAGGAUGUAGAUUUUUGCGUUUUUUGGUUGUACAUGUGAAAGAUGACCAGAAUGGUAAAGCUCAAAAACCGCACCAAAAGCUAGAUUUUGGAAAUGAGGCUCAAACAUGGCUAACUGUAUACAUGGGAAAAAAGUUGUGACAAGUUCUUGUCACUUACUCUAACUGCACAGAAAAUAACAGUAAGAUUAACUCAUACAAGCUUAACUUUCAAUUAUUGAAGAACAAAGAAGGGUUUGUUUUUGGUAUGUAUAUGUCUCUAUAUAUGUGUAAUAGUUAAUCUUUUUGUAAACCCGGUUGAUCCUUGACCCGAAAGCUUUUUCUGGUUCGGUGUUUGGAUCGAUUUAGAAAACACUUGUCUUUAGCUACUAUGAUAUGUUUUGCAUUAUGAUGAUUUUGGUUUUGUUUCAA